Messenger RNA from Fusarium odoratissimum NRRL 54006, 1070 nucleotides. RefSeq lists its product as uncharacterized. The transcript has a single exon. The record is from RefSeq and is a predicted model, not a curated record. The coding region runs from base 475 to 921 and encodes 148 amino acids. NCBI's taxonomy places the organism in Eukaryota, Fungi, Ascomycota, Sordariomycetes, Hypocreales, Nectriaceae.
UGAGCAUUCCGAUCCCGCCUUCUCUUCCCUCACCAUGUCUUAGCUUAAGCGUUUCCACGGGUGAUUCAUCGCCACUGGCAUCGGUCGAAUGGGCAACUCCAGCCAGUAUUAACACGCUUCUGCAGAUAGCCGCUUGCUUGUUUUUUCCCUCACCAAUCGAGACCUUCACUUGUAACUUUUACAGUGAUACUUCUGGAGCCGCGGCACUCUUCAGCUGUUUUCCAUGUAUCAUAACCUUGUCCGCCGACCGGGUUCGCGGAUUCUGUCCUAUUCCCUGAGACACACCUACAGCCACUUUAGUCAACCAACUCAUAGCUUGCAGUCCUAGUCUUGCCUGCUUCCUUCAGUUAAGGCAUCACUAAUGCAAGUCGACUAGAAAGGUCAGCCCUCUCAGGGAGGCUUUCGACUGUUUCAUCCUCCUGCAUGAAUUGGUGAUCACGAUUCCUCACGAUCUCUUACAUUAAAGACACUACUAUGGGCUAUGACACAUCUCACAACAACAAUAGCUUCCAGCUGCUAACACACAUGACUGAUGCAUCCAAUACACGCAGACAUAAGGAGAAGCGUUCACAAUUUAGACAACCCAAGUUGCGCCUUGGCAUCUCGGCAUUUCCCGUCCAACUCCGCAAUAAAGUUGAAUUAAUUUCAUGGUCUCGCCUUCAGCCGAAUGCCGAUCAAUUAUUAAAGAUUGAAGGAUGUCUAGGAACUUAUGUGGGUUUGCUUGACCUUGCAGACGGGGACUACUUAUCCGUUCGAUCCAAUGCUCCGAUGGUGUGGAUCAGAUCGAAGGGAUGUUUGUUGAAUACGUUCACUGCAAAGGAGCUCAAGAUGAAUAGAAAUUGUGGGAAUGACUGUAAACAACAGUUCGCAUCUCUGAUAUUGUAUCUCGAAGCUAGGUACUCCUUUGCUGAAAGACGAUGAUUUGUUUGAAUGUAUAGUGAAUAAGAAGACAACUACAUGGCAGCGAUAUGAAACAAGGUAGACUGUUGGAGUACCUAGUAUAGAUGGACUUGUAAACAUAAUGAUGCAAUCUCAUGGACACAUAAUUGUCAUGCCGUCACACUAGGAUA